Molecule: messenger RNA, 2740 nt
Organism: Solea senegalensis (Senegalese sole)
Lineage: Eukaryota; Metazoa; Chordata; Actinopteri; Pleuronectiformes; Soleidae
Gene: acvrl1
Product: activin A receptor like type 1
Exons: 10
Coding region: 493-2139 (548 amino acids)
Biological process (GO): dorsal/ventral pattern formation; cellular response to growth factor stimulus; heart development
Cellular component (GO): plasma membrane; BMP receptor complex
Molecular function (GO): ATP binding; transforming growth factor beta receptor activity, type I; SMAD binding
Source: RefSeq, a predicted model, not a curated record
AACAGGAAAACCGCUAUGAGAACACAUUCCAGCCAGAGCAGAGUGUGCGGGACAAUAAGGGGUGGGACAAAAACUGUAUGCCAUUUAAAAAAAUUAAUCGGCAAUCUUAACUUCAGAUCAGGAACACGGACGACAACGGAGACCCUUAGUUCUUACUUACUUACUAACUUAUUUACUGGGUCCGGACUUAGUGGAGCCGCCACUGGGAUCCGAACCGACGACGACGGUUCGUCUCGGUUAAUCAGCGCAGAUUUGAACCCAGAUGAGAUGAGAUAGUACAUUUCUGUCAAGACACAGCUGCCAGGUCCUGAUUUUAAUCAGCAUUAUCAUUCUUCACUUCUUCCUCUUCGUUUGUGUUGAAGCCUAGAGAGAGAGAGAGAGAGAGAGAGAGGAGAAAGCAGCAGCAGCAGCGAUACGACGUCCUCACAAAAACGGCGGGUUGGUCGUUAGAAAACGCAGAAAAAGGAUGUGGACUCUCUCCUGGUUAAACAUAUGCAGCUGAGCCGCUCGAAAGUUGUACACGUAGCAGCUGAAACGACUUCCAUUAGUUCGCAAGACGUGGGCCACGGAUGGACUCUUCAAAGACACUGUGAUGUGGGAGACGAGAGGCGUUUGCGUCAAGAAGAGAUGGGAAGCUCUGCUCUACUCACAGUGGUGUUAGCUGGAGUCUUCCUGUUGGCCUCUACCAUCCAUGCAAACACCGGAGAUGAUGAGAAGCUGCUUUGUACAUGCGAGAAUCGAAAAAACACAUGCACAAACGGGACAUGCAGAGGAGACAUCUGUUUCUACACCUGGGUGCACGGCAACGAGGAGAGAGGCUGUUUCUCCCAAACCCACUUCAGGGAGCAGUGCUCCGGCUCCUUUGAGGGAUUCUUUGUCUACUGCUGCAGAGAGAACUUGUGCAACACCGAAGUCACACCACCUCCAGUUAUUAAAGGAGUGACGACGACAGCGUCCCCAGAACCCACUCGUCCCGAGCUGUGGAUCACUUUGUCCUUGCUGCUGCUCAUCACGGUUAGCAUUGUGUGUGGCCUGGUGCUGUUCCUGCACUUCAAACACACACACUGCAGACUGAGAAAUGCGGAAGAACAUGACGUCACCAUGCUCAAGGUCCCCAAUGGAGAUGACCCCACAUAUGGCGAUAUAUUUGAUGAGUUUUGUACAUCAGGGAGUGGGACAGGACUGCCCUAUCUAGUUCAAAGGACCAUGGCCAGACAAAUCUCACUAGUUGAGUGUGUUGGUAAAGGCAGGUAUGGUGAGGUAUGGAGGGGGACCUGGAUGGGGGAAAGUGUGGCUGUUAAGAUCUUCUCCUCUAGGGAUGAACAGUCCUGGUUCAGAGAGACUGAGAUUUACAAUACUGUUCAGCUGCGACACGACAACAUACUGGGUUUUAUAGCCUCUGAUAUGACAUCCAAGAACUCCAGCACCCAGCUGUGGCUCGUCACUCACUUUCAUGAGCUGGGUUCACUCUAUGACUUCCUGCAAUACAGCAACUUGGAGCCGGAGAGCUGUCUGAGGAUGUGCCUGUCUGUGGCUUGUGGUCUGGUCCACCUCCACACUGAGAUUGUCAGCUCCCAGGAAAAGCCAGCCAUUGCCCACCGAGACCUGAAAAGCCGAAACAUCCUGGUAAAGCGGAAUGGACAGUGCUGUAUUGCUGAUCUAGGUUUAGCUGUGAUACACUCUCAGUCCCAUGACUACCUCGACGUGGGCAACAACCCCCGUGUGGGGACCAAGCGCUACAUGGCCCCAGAAGUGCUAGAUGAGACCAUUCGUACUGAUGUUUUUGAAUCGUACAAGCAGACAGACAUCUGGGCCCUGGGCCUGGUCUUCUGGGAAAUUACCCGCAGGACUAUUGUCAAUGGGAUUGUAGAAGAGUACCGUCCGCCUUUCUUUGACCUGGUGCCCUCAGAUCCUAGCUUUGAGGAGAUGAAGAAGGUGGUGUGUGUAGACCAGCAGAGGCCCAGUCUUCACAACAGGCUCCAUUCCCACCCAAUUCUCACAGCCAUUGUGAAGAUCAUGAAAGAGUGUUGGUACCAGAGUCCACCUGCCCGCCUCACAGCCCUACGAGUGAAGAAGACGCUCUCCAAACUGGACCACGACAGUGACUUCAGCAUUGAAAAACUCAAGCAGGACGUUUAGACUUCAGCACUGGGAUGAAGGAGGGACAAAGGAUGUUGGAAAAUGCUAUAGAGGGUUUUUGCACCAUAGUCAAAUCCUUAACAUGUCUUAAUGUAUUGUUCAGCUAAAAUUAACUUGGAUCAGACACUUCUGCUGCAGAAUACUCUACUCUUCUCAGGAGUAGGAGGAGCUUUGAUAUACAGAAACAAAUGUACACAUGGAUAACCAAAGACAUGGAAAACCAAUGAGGGUAUGAAGGCCCCAGCAAAUGUCAUAUUCCAUAAACCAUUACCAUUACCUGUUCUGUAAGCAUACUGUAUUUAACUUAUACAAAACUUGCCAUUUAUUAUCUGCACUUGUAGACACAUUGAUCUAUUUAAAUGUACAUAUUCCGACAGAAUUCAAGCCGUCGUCUUGUAUCACCCUUGAGUUUAUUGUAAAUAUAUUUCUAAAGGAAUAUUAUUGUUAAUUAUUCACUGAUACACACUGUAUAUCCUUUUAUACAACACAUUUUUUACAUGUCUAUAGGCCUAAUGUAGCAUCACUUUGUCACUAUGGUUUAACAAAAUGUCAGACAUGUGAUACUGUCUAUGUUGAAUAAAGAAUUGUAUUUUUAAAGGUU